AUGCCUCUGUACAGUCCUCCAAUUUCUACAACUGAAACCUUAUUUCUUAAAACCCACAAAAUCAAAUCCUUAUACGCACAACCACAACCACGAUCACCGAUCAUCACUAUGAAAGCAACUGAGGGUGUAACAAGAAGAAAAGCGCCGCCUCGACCUCCGAUGUCAGCCGUGGAAGCCCGAGUUUCCCUUGUCCUCGCUCUCGCUUCCCAAACUUUGUUUCUUUCUCAGCGCCUUUUGACUGGUUUGGCAAGUGAGAGCGUGAAAUAUAUAGUUCCGAAUAGCAAAUUUGAGAGCCGGAACUUUGAAGAAGCCUUGAUGUCCGUUCCUGAUCUCGAGACAGUGAAAUUUAAAAUUCUGGGUCGUAACGAUCAGUAUGAGAUAAGAGAAGUGGAGCCUUAUGUUAUUGCUGAGACGACGAUGCCUGGGAAGUAUGGAUUUGAUUUUACAGGGGCAUCUCAAUCCUUCAACGUGCUGGCUGAGUACUUGUUUGGUAAGAAUACAAGAAAGGAGCAAAUGGAGAUGACUACGCCUGUUUUUACUCGUAAAGUACAAUCGGUUGGGGAGAAAAUGGAAAUGACAACCCCUGUGAUAACUAAAAGGGUGGAAGAUCAAGAUAAAUGGAAGAUGUCCUUUGUCAUGCCGUCAAAGUAUGGUUCCAACUUGCCAUUGCCCAAGGAUUCUUCUGUGACUAUCAAAGAGGUGCCAAGGAAAAUCAUCGCAGUUGUUGCAUUUUCAGGCUUUAUCACUGAUGAAGAAGUUGAACGCCGGGAAUCAAGACUAAGGGACUUACUGAAUAAUGACACAGAAUUUCGUGUGAAAAAGGGUGCAUUGGUGGAAGUUGCACAGUAUAAUCCACCAUUUACACUUCCAUUCACGCGUCGGAAUGAAAUUUCUCUUGAAGUUGAAAGGAAACAGCCGUAG
Messenger RNA from Fraxinus pennsylvanica, 921 nucleotides. The record is from the annotation of a GenBank genome assembly. Lineage: Eukaryota; Viridiplantae; Streptophyta; Magnoliopsida; Lamiales; Oleaceae.